AUGGACACACUAAAUAUCAUUUCGCUAGCUGGAAAUGCCGUCCAGUUUGUUGAAUAUGCGAUUAUCGCGGCGACAAAGGCUGCUCAGAUCUACCACAGCCCGAAUGGCAAAUUAAAAGAAGAUGCUGAGCUGGAAUCAAUUGCCAACGGUGUUGAAUCUUCUCUGAAAAGCAUCAACUCAUCUGAGGAUACCAACCAAGCGGUUUCCGUUUCAGAUGAAACUUUGGAUAGCCUCAUCGAGCAAUGUGUUUCAAUAGCCAAAGCAAUCAAGGGCAUUAUUCAUGGCAGCAGCGCCAAAUCGCCGGGUGUCUUGCAUGCUAUUAGUAAAACUGCUCAAAGACUCUCCAAGCAAUCCGAGUUGAUGGAGCUUCGCAGCAGACUACUCAUUCUACGUAGUGAAGUAUCCAGUCAUCUGAUAAUGCUUAUUAGGCAAGAACAGCUAAAGCUUGGAGAGAUUGUGCAGACUGUCGUAACUUCAAAUGAAGACAUGCUCCAAAACAUCAACGACAAAUACACUGAAGUUAUGAGAUACCUCAAAUCCAUCACACACCAGACACAAUCGAACAUGGCAUCUACCGCAGCUCCGAGCGAUAAGAAAGGCGCUCACAGAUCUUCCGAGAAGGAGCUCAAAUCGAUCCAAAAAGAUAGGGAGUCAAGGAUCAAGGAUGUUUUAACAAUGAGUGUGAUGCAAGGACCAUUUGACGCCAUCUUAGACGAUAUAGAGAGGCGCGGCAUACAGAAACGAGAGACCAUCUUACAAACUUUGAACUUUGACCAAUUACACGAACGAGAACUUGCAGUCGGAGAAGCGCAUGAAGGCACGGCGACGUGGAUUUUUGAUGAGAGUAAGCCGACCAAUUUCGUCAAAUGGCUUCAGAAGAGUAAUGGCAUGUACUGGAUCACGGGGAAAGCCGGAUCUGGAAAAUCGACUCUCAUGAAGUUUCUCACGGAUCACCCCCAGACAUUACAAUACUUGACGGAAUGGGCAAAAGACAAUGAUCUUAUAGUUGCCAAGCAUUAUUUCUGGAAUCCAGGCACUACUAUGCAGAAGUCUCAAGAGGGGCUUUUCAGGGCACUUCUUCAUCAGAUCUUGGGACAGCGGCCAGAAUUGAUUCCUAUAGUAUGUGCCGAUCGUUGGAAUGCUCCGUAUUAUGAACGGUCUUUUCCGUGGACUAUAAAACAACUGGCAGAAGCGUUUCAACGGUUAGGCGGCCUUGACAACGUUCGGUGGAGAAUAUGCCUCUUCAUCGAUGGUCUCGAUGAGUAUGAUGGCGAACCUACGGAUGUGAUAGACAUUAUUCACAAGAUUGGCGAAUCAGACAAGAUUAAAAUCUGUAUAUCCAGUCGACCAUGGAUCGAGUUUUCUGAUGCGUUUGGGGGCAACCAGCCAAAACUUGAACUACAAAAUUUUACGCGCGAUGAUAUACAACGCUUCAUCAGAGGCAAGCUGCAGAAUCACGAUAGAUUCAACAAACUUCGUCAACGUGACAGAGCUGCAGCUGAUGGACUUGUGCUGAGCAUCACUGAAAAAGCAGAUGGCGUGUUUCUUUGGGUCUUUCUGGUUGUUCGCUCCCUACUACGCGGGCUGCGCAAUGAAGAUGACAUUUUGGACCUUGAGCGACGCCUGGGUCAGCUGCCGGAUGACUUGUACAAAUUCUUCGACAACAUGCUCAGCAUAAUCGAGGAUGUGUAUAGAGAAAGGGUGUCUCGACUGUUUCUUACCAUGACUUCUGCCAAAGUGGCGCUGCCAAUCAUUACGUUCUAUUUUUUGAACUUUGGUGAUGCGCCCCUCUCAAGAGAGCCCCUGCCAUUCUUGAGAGAAUGGCCAAUCGUGGAUAAUGCAGAAGAAAAGGUCUUGGAGGUGAAGAAGAGGCAGCUGAUUGCCCAAUGCAAAGACUUGAUCCAUACUGUCUCUGAUGUUGAGGGCGAAGUGCUUUUUGCCGAAAAAGUUGAGUUUAUACACAACAUGGUUCUCAAUUUUCUGCAUUUGCCAGAUAUAAACGAGAGGCUAUCCAGCAUUGCUGGUAGAAGCUUCCAUCCGGUGAAAGUUCUCUUCAAAGCGAAUAUAGUAAGGGACGACACCGCAGAAAUUGAAGCCUUGGAUGAGCUCGAGGAGAUUUUAACAGAGCAAUUCAAGAUGUGGAGUUUCUCUCAUGCUAUGGAAUAUCUGUUUGGCAUUCCGCAGAUUGAAUCCUUCCUGGAGCUGGCCUGCAGAUGUGAUCUUGCCCUAUACAUCAGUCAAAAGUACCCCGAUUACAACUCUAGUAAGCUUAAUGAGAUUGCGCCAAAUUGGAAGAUGUUGUUUAGGGUUCGUCAGCAGGGCACUUUUGUGAUUGAUGAGAAGGAAACGAAAUAUGAUAUGAAGAGCGACUGGAGACUGGGUCGGCAUCUUGGCCUCCUAUCGGCACAGACGAAAGAUAGAACGAGGGAGGAAUCACAUCGACUAUGCGAAGAAGAAGAGCCGGAUAUCUGGCAAGUUUAA
Trichoderma gamsii is the source of this 2481-nucleotide messenger RNA. RefSeq lists its product as hypothetical. The transcript has 4 exons. NCBI's taxonomy places the organism in Eukaryota, Fungi, Ascomycota, Sordariomycetes, Hypocreales, Hypocreaceae. The record is from RefSeq and is a predicted model, not a curated record. The coding region runs from base 1 to 2481 and encodes 826 amino acids.